This is a messenger RNA of Bursaphelenchus okinawaensis, 1966 nucleotides long. Lineage: Eukaryota; Metazoa; Nematoda; Chromadorea; Rhabditida; Aphelenchoididae. The record is from the annotation of a GenBank genome assembly.
AUGACUAUCUUAUCGUACGAAGAGGUAUGCUAAAAUUUAUAAAAACGUCUUUUAAAAUAAGCACUUUUAAACCUUUUUAAUUUUUAUGAAAUAGUGUUAUUCGGUUUUUAGGUAAUGGCCAUGCAGCGUAAGUUCUUCAGCUCCGGCGCUACACGAUCUAUCGAGUUCCGCAAGAAACAGCUUCGAAAGAUCAAGCGACUUAUCGAAGAAGAGAACGAGAUCAUUUGUCGUACAAUCCACAAAGACCUUCGUCGUAACGCUGGCAUCACAAACUAUCUUGAGUUAGGGCCUUCAAUAACUGAAAUCGACUACUUUAUCGAGAACCUUGAAGACUGGGCCAAGCCAGAACAUGUUCCCAAAACCGUAGCAACCGCCAUCGAUACUCCCAUGAUAGUCCGAGAGCCUUAUGGAGUUUGUUUGCUUAUCACAACAUGGAACUUCCCAGCUGUCAUGUACUUCUAUCCUAUGAUUGCUAUGUUAGCAAGCGGAAAUACAAUGAUAAUCAAAGGGUCAGAGCUUUGCGAAGCAACCACAAACUAUUUGGCCAAACUCAUCAACAACAUGUUUCCGCCAGUAUGUUUAUUCUUGUUGAGUUUCAGGACUAGUAUCUAUAAUUAUCUGUAAAAUAAUGAAAAUUAACUUACAGGAGUACGUAACCGUCUACACUGGAGGGCCUGAAGUCACAACUGAUCUUUUAAAGCUGCCAUUUAACAAAAUAAUGUACACUGGUAACCCUGCAGUUGGUAGAAUCAUCAUGGAAGCAGCCUCCAAACACCUCACUCCUGUUGUCCUUGAGCUUGGAGGAAAAAGGUAAGUCUACCACAAUAUAAUCUCAUAUAAAAACAUGUUAUAAAUAGAUGUUGUAUAAGCAAUAAACAUGUGAUUUCCUUACCUAACAUAAAACGAUUCAAAAUUUUAGUCCCGCAGUUGUAUUAAAUGAUGCAGACAUCAGAAUAAGUGCAAAAAGAAUUGUUUGGGGAAAAUUCACAAACGCAGGCCAAGUUUGCAUUACUGUCGACUACAUUAUCGUCACAGCUGACGUUGCUGAUCAACUGAUUGAAGAAAUGAGAAACGCUGUUAUCGAGUUUUAUGGAGAAAAUCCACAAAACAGCAAUGAUUAUGGUAGAAUAAUCAACACGCGCCAUUUUGAGUAAGUUUGCAAUAAACAUAAACAGUAUCACUUUUUGAGUAACAUAAAAAGAAAACAUUGGAACCACAAUAAUGUUUAAUUAAAAACUUACCUUCAGUCGACUGAAGUCUUUGUUGGACAAAACCUUGGGAAAAGUUCAUUUGUGUCCUGGACAUCUCGAUAGAAGUGAUCUCUAUAUUCCUCCCACCAUCGUCGAAGUAGAAGCGUUCGAUAUUCUUAUGAGCGACGAGAUAUUCGGCCCCAUUUUGCCUAUUCUAGUAGUAAAAUCUUACGACGACGCUCUCCAUUACAUCAAAUCAGGGCCAUCUCCUUUGGCGUCUUACGUUUUCAGUAAGAACAAGAAGAAAGUCGACAAGUUUGUGAAUCAGAUCAGUAGUGGAAGUAUGGUGGUCAACGACAUGUUGCUUCAGUACUCUGUGGACACUCUGCCAUUUGGUGGUGUUGGUACAGCUGGAAUGGGAGCUUAUAGAGGAAAACAUGGAUUCGACGAGUUUUCUCACAAGAAAGCGGUCUUGAUCCGAGGAUAUUUCGGGGAAAAGCUGUUGGAGUAAGUUAGAAUUAACCUAAUGAAUUAAAUUAAACAUAACUUACUUAAACUGAUCUUUCUUUAGAUGCCGAUACCCACCAUACAACGAGAAGAAGUUCAAACAACUGGCAAUGUUAUCUAAACGACGCAAUUACCCUCCAGCCUUUCUGAAAUACUUUCGCCCGUCCUUCUUUGGCAUCCUGCUCGGCAUAAUACUUACAUUGUUGGUGCAAAAACUGAUCACAUUCUUCAACUUAUCAUUUCCGUUUCUCGAACAUCACACAUCCUAA